Molecule: messenger RNA, 414 nt
Organism: Chondrus crispus (carragheen)
Lineage: Eukaryota; Rhodophyta; Florideophyceae; Gigartinales; Gigartinaceae
Source: the annotation of a RefSeq genome assembly
AUGCUAAGCCCAAAAAAAACUAAAUUUAGAAAACAACAUCGUGGACGAAUGAAAGGAAAUGCAUCUAAAGGAAAUACUAUAGCAUUUGGAGAAUACGCUUUACAAUCACUAGAUCCUGCAUGGCUAACAUCUAGACAAAUAGAAGCGACAAGAAGAACCAUUACAAGAUAUGUAAAAAGAGGAGGAAAACUGUGGAUAAGAGUUUUUCCAGACAAACCUGUUACAGCAAGACCAGCAGAAACAAGAAUGGGUUCAGGAAAAGGCGCACCUGAAUACUGGGUUGCUGUUAUAAAACCUGGACAUAUUUUAUUUGAAAUAGCUGGUGUAUCACAACAAGCGGCAAAACAAGCAAUGAAACUAGCAUCAUAUAAGCUUCCUGUAAAGACGAAAUUUAUUACAAAACUACAUAAUUAA